AUGUCGCCCUAUAGUUUUAGAAGGGGUAAAAGCUUAUUUUGCUUGAACCAUCGACUUUCUUAUGGCAGAAAGAGUCAAGAUGAUGGCAAAUGUCAAUAUAAUCUUUAUGAACAAUCUAAUUGUCAAGUGUCAAAUCAUGGAGUUGGUGCCCUCGACAUCUGUUUGAAAUUCCAGGAGAAGAGUAACAAACAAACAACUGUUGGUGCAAAUGGAUCAUUGUCAGGAGUGCAAAUCGGAACUAAGGUAUUUAUGAAAGCCCUAUCAUUUGGAGAAGUGGUCAGAUCAGGAUGUUCAGAUUGAAACAACAAGAUCAAUUUCAUCUUCUUCAAUAGUCUCUUGCAUUCAAGUUUGAGUCAAUGUUGAAAUCGGUAAAGAGGAAGUGAGAGGAGAUGGAGGUGAAGAGAGUGAUUGUGGGACGAACAUUGGAGAUUAGGGCUCUGUGAGUUCAGAUUCAAGAUACAUUUGUUGGGUUUUCAAGAAAUCUUAUGAAGCAUUUGUUACAGGUUCCUGAUUUCGAGAGUUGACAUCGUGCAAUAAGUAUGUGUGGAAAUAACUAAAUAUAAAGAAAAAAAGGCUUAUUUUGUGAAGAAUGAGGUUCUUGAUUUGUAUUUAAGGUGGAUGAGUAUCUUUUUGGAUGAAGAUAAAUUAAGUCAUCUAAAGAUAGUAAGACACCCGUGAACGUGUGUAUAUAAAGACUUCAGAAAUUCUACUAAUGAAGGGCUUUGAUUGAUUGAUCCCAAUAUGUUCGAUAAUAUGGCUGAACCAAUUAGCCGGACCUCAAACUCGGCCACAGGGAUAUCACCUCGAGCCUCUCCUAGAGUGGUAGGAAAUAUUGUUGCGUAUUCAGUUUGUACACCAUCAACAGAGACACCAACAACUUUGUCCAUAACUCUAAAACAUCCAUUAAAGCAUCAGCUAGAGUCAGGGGUGAUGAUGGCGAUGUAGAAAAAAAUUGCUUCUUCUUCAAUCUUUUUAUUUUGGUAAAAAAAAAGAUUAAUAUCUCAAUUAAACUAGAUCGCACCUCAAAAUAUAUCUGGUGUCAGUUGAUAUUUAUUGUCUUGAAAUCUUUAAGAGCAAGUGGUUAUAAUUUCCUAUUCCAUGCAUUUGGAAAAUUUAGGUUCAUAUUAACCGUGUAUAUGGUCAAUCCUUAUUUGAUUUGUCAGUUAAUAUUUCAAAUUUAAUCAUUUCGUCAACUUUUUAAUCAAGUUAAUAUAGACGUAUGAUUCCCAUGUUAGUGGUAACCUAUA
Messenger RNA from Lactuca virosa, 1247 nucleotides. NCBI's taxonomy places the organism in Eukaryota, Viridiplantae, Streptophyta, Magnoliopsida, Asterales, Asteraceae. The record is from the annotation of a GenBank genome assembly.